AGCUCGGUACAUCCGAAGAUUCAAUCGAAUUUUCACUUCGUAUCUUCGCGAUAAGAUAGGCGGCAAUUAAUUGAUAAACUAUAUCUGAUAUCCACUGAUCAUGCCGAUAUAACGAAUAACCGAGUUAUCAAAGCAAUAUGUAAACAGAUUAUAUCAUAUGUGUGAGUUCAUGACAAUUGAAUUUUAACUCGGUCGUACUUUUGGCAAAUCAUGAUCACGUGUUAUCUCCAAUUACCUUCGAUCGCGACGACGAGGUAAAUCAAAUCAAUUCAUAAAAAGGAGGUAUACAUGAGAGGUAGACGAUUAGUUGUUUUAGAAUUGUGAUCAUUUCCGUUUUAUUAGAAAGGACGACGAUCCCCAUCUACUGAAAUAGUACUUGUAACACGUGUCAUGGUAUAUAUUUGUGUGAUAAUUAUUAGAAUAUAUCAUUGAAAAAACUAUUUUUGAUAAAAACUUAAUUCGGGACUCGCGGCCUGUGAACUUAUCGCUCGUAGAGUAACGGAAUCUAUUCGAUUUCUAAAAUUAGUUAUUGACAACGUUGAAAUGAAUUCGAACUUCAGGAUCGAAGACAAUAUACUGAAGGGAAGAGAGUUCUCCGAUCCAGUGAUAAAUGGCUAUACCAGCAUUGGAAAAUUCAUACUGGAUAGACUGGAAGGUACACCAGAUUUGGUGGGUGAGAUCGAUACCGUGACCGAUGAAAAAUACACCUACGGAAUUAUGCGGGAGAAGAGCGUGAGAUGCGCCUUGUGGAUGAAGUCGCAAGGCUUAGUCCCUGGCGAUGUCAUCGCGAUCUGCUCUCACAAUACGCUAGACAAUGCCAUGCCUGGCUUGGGAGCCUUGUAUAUCGGUGUAGCCUUUUAUCCUUGGGACACGGAAUCGACUACAAAGAAUUUCCAACAUUACAUGGAGACCACGAAACCCAAGAUAGCGUUCGUUCGCAAAGAGACAGCUUUCGCUGUAGCUGAAGCGGCAAAGCAGAUAAAACAUGACAUAAAGAUAAUCACGUUCUCUCAAGUCCCUGGAUUCUUAGACUACGAGAGUCUGAUCAGUAACGCGAAUGAGGGUGAGGUCGAGAAAUUUGCGUGCACUCCGAUUGGAAAACGGGAGAUCGCUGUUAUUUCGUCUACAUCUGGGAGCACAGGGCCACCGAAGGGUGUUGCUUUAAGUCACGGGGCUUUGCUUGAGCUGAUGCAUCAAUCAUAUGCCUUGGGCAUAACGGAUGGAAUCUGUCUCAUAUUUUCAUCUCUAUCAUGGCUGACCGGAAUUAUUAGCUUGUUCGCGACUAUAUAUCGGAAUAUUCCCCGUUUGAUAUCGCCACCUUUUGACGAAGAGUCUGUAUCCAUGAUCAUAAAGAAAUACAAGGUCGAUUGUGUAUUUCUAACUCCUAGCAUGAUCAAUAGAUUACUCAGAUCCGACAUUCCGUGGAGUAGCAAUUUUUCCUCCGUUAAACGUGUAUGCACAGGUGGUUCAGCCCUAAGUGUUACGUCUCGACAAGACUUAAUGAAAGUUUUACCCAACAUCGUUUUCACCAUGGGCUAUGGAACAACAGAAAUAGGCGGUUGCGUGUGUGUGCAGACGGCUGAUUCAAAGCCUGGAUCAUGUGGUUUCAUCGUCAAGAAUGCCCAAUUGAAAGUCAUCGAUGUGACCACAGGGCAAACGCUGGGUCCCAAUCAGCGGGGCGAGCUGCUCAUGAAAACUUCGAAUAUGAUGAGCUUUUACUAUAACAAUCCGAAAGCUACAGCUGAUACAGUCGACGAAGAAGGGUGGAUACGCUCCGGAGAUCUCGGCUACUAUGACGAAAACGGCGAGAUUUUUAUAGUUGACAGGUUGAAAGAAUUGAUUAAGUAUCGUGGUUAUCACGUGUCGCCGUACGAACUAGAAGCCAUUCUCUCAUCUCAUCCCGGGGUGAAACAAGCAGCUGUCGUAGGACAGCCACAUCCCGUUGACGAUGAACAUCCGAUUGCUUUUGUGGUACCAGCUCCGGGCAGAAAAGUGACUGAAAAGGAGUUAGUUGAUCUCGUGGCCUCUGAAGUGUCAGAAACUAAACGUCUACGUGGUGGCGUUAGAUUUAUCGACGAAAUGCCGUACACAGCCUCAGCUAAAUUCGAACGUUCAAAAUUGCGUCAAUGGGCGAGGUCCGAGAUAGAACAUUCGAAUUGACUCGCAUACAUCAAUCUUCACAAAGUUCAUGAUUGCCACGUAAAAUUUUUGGAAUGGAUGGAAUUAUUCGGAUGCAUUACAAAGCGGGUGCCAUUGUGUUCACAGAAAAAAUUAUAAAUAGAAUAUAAUAAAUAAAAGCACCCUGCACAAUCUAAGGAGAUGUUCUAGAUACGCGUUCAGGACGAUGAUUGAUUGAUGGUGAACAAAAAAAAAAACAUACUAGACACGAAUAAACGUUCGAAUGAUGAUAAAUACGUAAUUAAAACUUGUAAAUGUGUUCAGAACGUAAUGUAUAUAUUUGUGUGAGCAGCUGUACCUAAUACGAAAAAUAAAACAAACAUUAUGUAUCCA
This is a messenger RNA of Athalia rosae (coleseed sawfly), 2511 nucleotides long. Its product is annotated as 4-coumarate--CoA ligase 1-like. Gene Ontology annotation, biological process: long-chain fatty acid metabolic process; fatty-acyl-CoA biosynthetic process. NCBI's taxonomy places the organism in Eukaryota, Metazoa, Arthropoda, Insecta, Hymenoptera, Athaliidae. The transcript is spliced from 7 exons. Gene Ontology annotation, molecular function: long-chain fatty acid-CoA ligase activity. The record is from RefSeq and is a predicted model, not a curated record. Bases 544 to 2160 code for a protein of 538 amino acids.